Messenger RNA from Rubroshorea leprosula, 1580 nucleotides. Lineage: Eukaryota; Viridiplantae; Streptophyta; Magnoliopsida; Malvales; Dipterocarpaceae. The record is from the annotation of a GenBank genome assembly.
AGAAGCAGAAAGCAAAGAAAAAAAUAAUUGUAAUAUAAACUUUGCUUCAACACAGAAAAAAAAAAAAACAAAGGCACACUUGCAGAAGCAAAACUAAGCAAAGAAACAAAUAAUUGUAAUAUAAACUUGCUUCAAUACUGAAAAUAAAAAAAAGAAACAGAGGCACACUUGCAGAAGCAAAACCAAGCAAAGAAACAAAUAAUUGUACCAUAAACUUGGUUCAAUACAAAAAAAAAAAAAAAAUAGAAAUAGAGGCGUGCUUGCAGAAGCAUAACCAAGCAAAGAAAAAAAAUUGUAAUAUAAAUUUGCUUCAAUACAGAAAAAAAGAAAAGAAACAGAGGCGCACUUGCAGAAGCAAAACCAAGCAAAGAAAAAAAAUUGUAAUAUAAACUUGCUUCAAUACCAAAAAAAAAAAAAUUACAACAUGCUUUCGUGUCUUUCUAUUUCUAAUUCCAACUUUUUGUUUUGGUGUCCAAAAAAAAAAAAGAAAAAAGAAAAAAGGAAGAGACAGCACUGGCAGAAGUAGAACCAAGCCAAAAUAUAUAUAUAUAAAAUGCUUAAUCGCUGUCUAAUUAGUGAUCAAUUGCAGUCCAAUAACUCUAGUUACAGGAGGUGUGAAAGGGUAAGCUCUGUGAGAGUGGUCUUGCAUUCUUCCUAUGACUGAUGGGGACUAAGAGGAGACCAAAUGUUGAGCAAAGUGUAGAGGAGAGCCGAGAGGAGAGUUGGGAGGAGAAAAGUUAGAGAAGAGUUGAGAGGAGAGUUGGGAGGAGAAGAGUCGGAAGACCAGAUGUGCGCGGGACAAGACCAGAGGCGAUGAGGUUUUUUAGCUUUUAGGGUUUUCUUUCUUUAAUUUAUAAAUAGAAAAGUUGGAAAGACAUAAUUAACCUUAAAAAUUUUUAACUUAAACUUUAGUUAUGGGGUUAACAUGGUAAUUUGAUCAAAAUAAUCAAAGAAAAUUACAUAGCGGCUGCUAUGCACGCUAUCCGCUAUUUGUAUUGCGGCCGCUAUUAGCGGUAAUAGCAGCCGCUAUUGAAAAAACGCUACGCUAUGAAAAUUUGUCAUAGCGGCUGUAGCUGGCCGCUACGCUAUGCCGCUAUGGCCGCUAUUGACAACACUGCUGAGAAUAAAGAUGACCAACAAGAAGGAUUGGCACCAUAUUUCCAAGAUGAUGAGCCUCCUAUUCCUCAACAAAUAAAUAUUGAUGACAUUGCUUAUGAACCUGUGCAAUAUUCUGAUGGGAGGUUUAUUGAAAUACAUGAAGAAGCUGAUGUUGAGAAAGGGAUUGGGGAAGAGGAUGAAGAAGGAGAAUGGGAAGAUUUUGAGACAUCAAAAGAAGAAAACAUAGAAACAUAUGUUGAGGAGAAUGAUAGUACUGAUGAGUAGGCAAUAAUAUUGAAACUAUUGAAACUUAUUAUUAUAUUUAUGGUUACUACUUACUUGUUGGUACUUUUAUAAUUAUAUUAAUUAUAUUAUAUGUUAUUUAUUUUAAAAUUGUAUAACGUCAAUAUUAUUUUCAAGUUAAUAUUUGCUUAUUUAUACUUCUAUACUUGUAUUAGUUGGAAUAAAAUUUAUACGUUUAU